Molecule: messenger RNA, 1505 nt
Organism: Macrosteles quadrilineatus (aster leafhopper)
Lineage: Eukaryota; Metazoa; Arthropoda; Insecta; Hemiptera; Cicadellidae
Product: protein FAM166B-like
Exons: 7
Coding region: 43-783 (246 amino acids)
Source: RefSeq, a predicted model, not a curated record
GCACACGAACUCCCCGCUGGUUCUCUCUUUAUGUCUUGAAGUAUGUUUGUGGAUCUUACCAGGCCGGAGAGGGAUGCUUUUUUGUCACAAACCUCCGGAUGUCUCAUUCCAGGAUACACUGGCCACUGUCCCACGCUUAAGUUUAAGAUCGGGAAGCGAUAUGGAGCCAACACUCAAGAGAUAAUGAAGGAGCUGAGUGAUCGCGGGGUGCUUAAGAGACACUUUGCACACGAGUACAGACAACCUGACCCUCUACAGGCAAUGCUUACUGAUGGCAAAUUCUCAGUCAUCGAACAUUCCAAGGGUCAAACCAGAGAUCUCAAGAUCGAUUCCAGUAAUCGCUGCCGUCGCUACAUCUUAGGCUACACGGGUUACAUUCCAGGCAUGCACUUCCGCUACGGGACGUCAUUCAGGCGCGCCGCUGACCUGAGUGUGUCAGAGUUCUCUAGGAGGAUGUCCCAAGAGGCGAGUCGUCGGGCGCUAGAGGGUGCUGGAGUGAGAGCAAGGAGUCGUAGCGCUCCUAGGCUGGCCAGUAUACGUGCUAGAGACCAGGUCAGGGGGGCCCUGGACCAGUACUGCCAACACAACAAGUCUGAAGAGGCCCACAUCACUCCAGAGUUCCCUCCCAUCGCAGGCUACACUGGUCACAUCCCCAGAGUGAAGGGGACAGAGGCAUCGUUGAGUCAGCGCUACCACACGGCAGCCAAGCGAGGCCUUACCUUGCUGAGACAGGAGUCGGAGGCAUAUGAGGCAUCGCAACACUCCUUUUCCCGCUCUCGCUAGUUUCUUCCCUCCAAGUGUGUUGACUGUACCGGAGAUUAUAUUAAUCCCAGUUAGAAAUGAAGCCUGAAACCCACAGCAAAUAGUUGGAGUGCUUUAAUUCCAAUAAUGUUUGACAAGCCAAGAAAGUCUCUCCAUCUCUGGCGGUGGAGUGGAAAUAUCGACAGACGGUUUCACUUGGGUGGAGCUAUAUUUUUAUUCAGUCCUGUAAUAUUUCUUUUCAAACAAUGUCAGUUUGGUUAUUGAUUAGAAAAGAUAAAAUAAACUACACAAAUAUUAAAAUACAUUUACUGUUAGAUAAUUUUAAAGGAUGACUUGUUAAAUGUAUGGUGUUUAUAAAAAUAUUUUAAAAAUAAACAAGACAAAUCUUUAAGCCACUGAAACAUUUCCCUCUGAGGUCAAGUGCGUUCUCAGUAAAACUUAUCAGAGACGUUCAGGAGUAACAGGUGUGUGUAAAAUACACUGUGUCAGAAUACACUUUAACACAUUAGCUACCAACUAUACUCAUCUCUCAGUUACAGAGGAGUGUGACGGUUGGUAGGGAACGUGUUAAUGUCACAUAUUACGUUGUAAAAUACUGUUCGGCGAGUAUACCUCAUAAAAAGUUAGUUUUAUCAUUUGUAUAUGUUAUAAUUUCAUUUAUAGACUUACCGCCCAAUAUCACCGUGUUCUUACAAAAUUAAUUAAAAUUUUGAAAUAUAUAUUUUCCUUAUUCGCCGUAUUAA